CAUUGAUCCCCGGAUCAUAGCUUGUUCUCCAAUCAUCCAUCAUCCACAGGAUAUCUUAUUGAGAUCCUACCAAAAGCCAAGCCAAGUCAAAACGACUCCCAAAUCCAAAAUGAAGUUUAUCCUUCCCGCCGUUCUCUUCCUCGCCUCUGCCGUGGCCGCGCAGAACACUGUCCUCGACUACAGCGAUGGUAUCCCGCUUUGCUGCACCACCCACGACUACGUCUCCGAGGCUGACGACGAGGUCAUCCAGCAGGUGACCAGCGCCUUCGAGAGUGACGGCGGUGGUGCCUGGGAUCUGGGCGAGGCUAUUGCGGGUGAAUGCCAGACUGCUUUCCCCACUGGCUUCGCUGGCGGCAACCGCACUGACUGCCCCGAGGAUCUGACUGCCAUCUGGUGCAAGAAGCACGCUCCCUGGACCUUGACUAUCAACGGUACCUCAACCCCCCGUGAUGCCCACGGCCAGUGCCACUACUAGAUGGACUAUACAAUUUGUCAACGACGAGUGACGGAAUGUGGAAUGUGCUGAACGACGAAAUGUUGAUUGUUGGAGAGAGUCUAAUGAGGUUCAAUGAGGAAAUGAUGCAUCGUGGUACGAAUAGAUAGAUAGACGAAAUGAAAAGGCUUCAUCGCAUAUCUCCGUCAUGGAGCAUUGUCGAUCUCGAG
Messenger RNA from Aspergillus vadensis CBS 113365, 663 nucleotides. RefSeq lists its product as uncharacterized. Lineage: Eukaryota; Fungi; Ascomycota; Eurotiomycetes; Eurotiales; Aspergillaceae. Bases 110 to 475 code for a protein of 121 amino acids. The record is from RefSeq and is a predicted model, not a curated record. The transcript is spliced from 3 exons.